AGCCGGCUGGCGAGGCAGUCGAGGCUUGCACGCGGCCCUUUAGCGCGAGAUGAGCCGCAGCUGAGUGACAAACAAACGCGCGCACCUUCAGCAAAUCAUGCCGACUCUGAGACUGCUGCUGGCACUGGCCACCCUGGCGGUGGCCGCCACCACGGCCGCCCCGGCCGCCGCCCCCGCCGAGGAGGCGGCCGCGCUCACGCUGGUGCAGCCGACGCGCCAGCCGCUGCCGGACACCUCCAACAUCACCGGCGAGCUCAUCGAAAGGCUCGGCGUCAGCAAGUUCUUCUCGCUCUGGCUCGUGUUCAACGACCCCACCGAAACAGACAUUAAAACUGGCGUCGACUACGUGAUCUUGGCACCUAAGGAACCGGCGCCACUGCAAAAAGAAGCUGACCCGCAAGACAGGCCGGCUAUUGUCAAGAAGCUGCUGCUCGACCACGUGAUUCUGGGCCAAAAGUUGAACCUAGCCGGCCGCGAGGACAAAAAACCAUUCACUCUCUCAACGCUCGGCGGAAGGGACGUCGAGUUCUCUUUCAAACAAGACCAAUGGUUCGCAAACGAAGCACUGAUCGUGGGCUCGCCGGCCGAGAUUCCUGCUCACGGCGAGUUGGUGGUGCUCAACAAGUACGCCUUCGCCGACUACGACCCUUCCGCAGCGCCAAAGGAAGGGUCGGAGGCGGCUUCGUCGCCGGCCCCUGCCGUCCUCAGCAGCAGCAGCCAGCCGGCUGCUGAGCCCACGACGGCGGCUCCCGAGGAACCCUUCCUCGGUGACCUGGCGGACGAGCUCUCUAAAAUCACAGAGGUCUUCAACCUCACCAGAGUGCCAAUCUUCAACAAGUUCCUACCUGACGCUAAAGUCUCAGAACUUCUUAAGCCUGGUGAACAAUACACAGUGCUGUUCCCAAUGGACAGAGCUUUCCAGAAGUGGCACCCCAUUGAUUGGGGAUUCUACCCCUUCUCAGUACCUGAAUUCACGUCAGAGAUUGUCAGAAGCCACUUUGUUCACGGAACGCUCAGACUGGACCAAAUCACUGAUGGCUUUCAGACAAAAACCUUGACAAACAGGACACUAACCUUUAAAAAACUUCCAAGCGGUGACGUGAUUGUGAAUGGAGUCCCCGUAAUGCGCCGAGAGGUUGCCUUGCAGAAGGGCACCGUGCUGGUCAUCCCGGACGUGCUGUUCGUGAACCACCAAGUGGUGCAGGAGCUGAGAGCCAAAAACAUGGACAAAGAGACGCCGCCGCUGAUCGCGUUCCCUUGGUGGAACGCCCAGUUCCUCUCGCACGCCUUUUUGAGCCUCGACAAGAACGGCACCUUCCCCUCCAUCGAAAGGCUGCUCAACAUGGUGCCCAACCUGCACCUGAGAGUGCCGGGAAAAGACUACACCUUUUUGGUGCCCACGGAAGACGCGUUCCAGAAGGCAGGACUGUCCAUUCCAACUUGGUGGAGCAGCGAAAAACACCAGUCCGACGUUUUGAGCCCCAAGAAGAUGGAGACCAUCGAGGAUUUCCUCCUGAGACACCUGAUUCAUAGACGAUUCUACAUGAGGGAGCUCGUACCUGAAUUGCAAAUGCAGUCUCUCGACUCCACCACGUACAUCGUCGAGCACAAAGAUUCGAAAAUCUUCCUGAAGACGGGUGGCGUGGAGUCGCAGAUUGUACAGGGCGACAACUUCGUGUACAACCUGGGCACGAUUUUGUUCGUGGACACGGUGCUGAGCGACAACGUGGAGGCACUCCGGGCCCUGACCCUGGAGCCGGCGCCGAUGGAGACGACGGAGCCGGCCAAGGAGGUCGAGGACAUGACCGAGCUGCUGAGCCCGGUGUACAUCGAGGAGGUGAGCAGCGAGUCGCUGACCGGCGCCAAGGACGUGCUCGUCGACGAGGCCAGCGCUGAGCAAACGACGACAACGCAGGCUGCCCCGGUGACCGACGAGGCCAGCACCGAGAGCAACGCCAUUCCCCAGCUGCCUUCUGAACCGUGAAAACAAACUAUUUCGCCCCCUUGCUGCCCCAUCUCCAUUUUCACUCCAAGGAUCAAAUUUUGUAAUUUAUUUUUGUGUACCUAAUUAAUUGAGUGUUUUCAUUGAUAUCUAGUACACACGUUUAGCAUUGUUUCUCAUUAGAGGUACAUCAUCUAGAAUUGUAAUGUUGUUGGAUGACUAUUUUUACUAAAAAUAAAAGCCAAAUACUCUACA
This is a messenger RNA of Cloeon dipterum, 2197 nucleotides long. RefSeq lists its product as uncharacterized. The record is from RefSeq and is a predicted model, not a curated record. The transcript has 7 exons. Gene Ontology annotation, cellular component: extracellular matrix. Gene Ontology annotation, molecular function: cell adhesion molecule binding. Gene Ontology annotation, biological process: cell adhesion; extracellular matrix organization. Lineage: Eukaryota; Metazoa; Arthropoda; Insecta; Ephemeroptera; Baetidae. Bases 98 to 1984 code for a protein of 628 amino acids.